AUGGACAACGCGAUGGAGGAACCACCUGCGAUAGACCCUAUAAGCCGACAAAUCCUGGCAAGGACAAACUCACAGCAUCGGGUUCCUGGUUCACAAUAUACUUCUCCGCCUUCGCAAGGCUUAUCUACUGCUUCGGAGGAGCCGCAGUCACUAAAUCGCCAAGGCACGAGUCUCACCGAGUCAGAAUCCUUAAGGCGGUCCGAUAGCCUAGCUAGCAAUAAAGGUCCGAAAGAGAAAAAAAAAGGCUUUCUAAGCCGCAUAUUGGGGAACAAGAAUCGAGAGGAGCAGCCAGAUCCUCCUGACAAUGUUUCCGAACUUAUGGACAAUCGAGAACCAGGUAACCACGCCGAAGUCUUCUCGCAACCCGUUGGUCUAGGUUACCAGCCCAACUAUCCAGCCCCGCAACGUUACAUCAGAGUCAAAGCGCAGAACAGGAAGAGGAGGGACUUUGAUCGGCUGUUCCUAGCGCAAAUACUGUCAGAAUGCGCCCCUCGAAGCCGAAAGGGCUCCGUGCAUGAGGUCGAUGCUAAGAUCCAUGGCAUUAACGAUCGCCCUGUCGUUCCACCACCCAAUUCAGCACGUCUCAAGAACAAUGCAGUCUGGGCUGCCGAAGUUUCAAAAGAUGGACAGUACUAUGCCGCGGCUGGCCAGGACAAGAAACUCAAAGUAUGGCGUGUUAUCUCAAGUGAUCAAGAUCGGGAGAGCCCCUUGAAAGGAAACGAGCAGGAUGUCAUACUUAGCGCGCCUGUUUUUGGACAAGAGCUCGUUCGGGAAUAUGAAGGCCACACAGCAGCCAUUCUUGAUCUGACGUGGAGCAAGAACAAUUUCCUGUUGUCCUCAUCCAUGGAUAAGACUGUGCGCUUAUACCAUAUCAGCCGCCCCGAGUGCUUGUGUGCUUUCAAACACAACGAUUUUGUGACCUCAAUUUCUUUUCAUCCCCGCGACGACCGCUUCUUCCUGGCCGGCUCACUCGAUUCCAAGAUAAGGUUGUGGUCGAUCCCGGAUAAGAAUGUCGCCUAUUGGGCACCAGUUCAAGACAUGGUUACUGCUGUUGCAUUUACGCCUGACGGCAAGACUGCGAUCGCCGGCACCCUGUCAGGCAUUUGUAUUUUAUACGACACUGAGGGACUCAAAGCACAUUCGCAGAUUCAUGUAAGGUCCAAUCGUGGCAAGAAUUCCAAGGGCAGCAAAAUUACAGGUAUAGAAACCAUACAGAUAUCAAGACCUGUAGGGCCGCCCGAUGUGAAGAUCCUAAUCACAAGCAAUGAUUCUCGCAUCAGGCUGUACAACCUUAGAGAUCGUUCUCUUGAGGUCAAGUUCCGCGGCAAUGAAAACAACUCAAGCCAGAUUAGGGCUUCCUUCAGCGACGACGGCAAAUAUGUCAUUUGUGGAAGCGAGGAUAAACGCGUGUAUGUUUGGCCGACUGGGCCUGUGGAGCGCCAGGAUCCUGAGAAACGACCUGUGGAAAUAUUUGAGGCUCAUACAUCGACCGUCACGACGGCAUUGCUGCUACCCACUAAGUCGCGCAGGCUUCUUGCGCGCUCCGGGGACCCAAUAUACGAUCUGUGCAAUCCACCUCCUGUACGAUUGCUAAGCAGGACCGAUUCUGUCCUUUCAUCUCGUGCACCCGCCGACAACGAUGAAUGCGGAUCUCCUGCGCAAUCAAGCAGUCCUUAUACAGACGAAAGUCCGCAAUACACUGCCAGAAAUUCCCAUACACAGGGUUUGAUUAUGGUAACAGGUGAUUAUACGGGCGAGAUCAAGGUGUUUAGACAAGAUUGUGCUUACCAGAAAAGAAGAGAAGGCUCCUGGGAUACAGCUAGUUUUUCACGAAAAAUGCUAGGUAGGAGUGGUUCGACUACCACAAAGACUUCAGAACGAUCGUCAACGUACAGAAAGUCGAUAACCUUGGGAGACUUGAGAAACCCUGCAAAUCGUGACAACAUCAACGAUUGGCGCAAUGCAAUUUCGGUUGCGAAGCCCCCUAGCGCUGCAACAAGCACGUCUGAAGUGGCACCAGGUGACGACUAUCGAUCAGCCCUUCAGACAGAACGCGGGCGUAGCGCGUCUCCUCAAAGCCGUGGCCGAGGAAAACGAGGAUUCGCCCGUAGAUUCUCAUUGCGACAUGGCUCAACUCCACUGGCAAAUUCUUCUCAGCCUUCAAAGGACGAUUCACAACGGUCACACACUGCUCAGAAUUCGACAGCUGAUCAGCAUAUGCUUCCUGGUGCAGACCGCAGCACUGUCAGUCCGAAUUAUCACGAUGUGUCCGACCAUUCGCAAAGGCAUACAUCUUCAAGGACUACAAAGUCAACAACGCCGAUGCAACCGCCUGAGUCGAAUUCUAUUCCUAACAUCUCUCUCACGAACGUGUCACCUGUUGUAAGCCGCGAUCAGGUUGACACUGUUAAAGUCACAAGUGACAACGAGCUCUUCCUUGACGGUGACCAUAGUUUUAUGGCAUAUGAUGUUCAGCACAAUUUUUUGCCAAUGGUCACCGCGCAACCACGUACGCCCGGCCCAGCCUUAUCACCAGGCGCUGGGGAGUUAGAACGCCUGGAAAGUGCAGUCAGUAUGCUGUCCGACGAAAGAGGUAGUCGAGACAGUGUUAGUAACACCACGACACCGACUGAGGAGCGGAGCGAAAGCCAUGGUGGUCCAGGUGGACUAGGCAUUACUGGUAUCAACAAUGUAGCCAACUCCGAGGGAGAGGAGCUGAAAUGCAAAAGAUGUGGCAGCGAGAGUUUCCUCAUGGUAAGACAUACAAUUGGUACAAGUCUCAAGUGUCGAAGAUGUGGAGAAGAGGUCUCUUGA
Molecule: messenger RNA, 2814 nt
Organism: Lithohypha guttulata
Lineage: Eukaryota; Fungi; Ascomycota; Eurotiomycetes; Chaetothyriales; Trichomeriaceae
Exons: 3
Coding region: 1-2814 (937 amino acids)
Molecular function (GO): protein binding
Source: RefSeq, a predicted model, not a curated record